GCGGCGGCGGCGGCGACGGCGACGGCGGUGGCUUCGCCUGCGCCUGUGGGUGGUAGAAAAUGGCGGAUUUUGAGGAUUUGCGGAAUAUGGUUUCUAGUUUUCGGGUUUCUGAGCUACAAGUAUUGUUAGGCUUUGCUGGACGUAAUAAAAGUGGACGCAAGCAUGACCUCCUGAUGAGGGCUUUGCAUUUAUUGAAGAGUGGCUGUAGCCCAGCAGUUCAGAUUAAAAUCAGAGAACUUUAUAGACGGCGUUACCCGCGGACAAUUGAAGGUCUUUCUGAUUUGUCCUCGAUAAAACCUUCAGUUUUCAAUUUGGACAGUAGUUCAUCACCUGUGGAACCCGACUUGACUGUUGCUGGAAUCCACUCAUUGCCUUCUACUUCGGUCACACCUCAGUCUCCUUCCUCUCCUGUUGGUUCAGUGCUUCUCCAAGAUACUAAGCCUUCAUUUGAGAUGCAGCAGCCAUCUCCCCCAAUUCCUCCAGUCCACCCUGAUGUUCAACUGAAAAGCCUUCCCUUCUAUGAUGUUCUUGAUGUUCUUAUCAAACCUACAAGUUUAGUUCAGAGCAGUAUUCAGAGAUUUCAAGAGAAGUUUUUUAUUUUUGCAUUGACACCUCAACAAGUAAGAGAAAUAUGCAUUUCCAGGGAUUUUUUGCCAGGUGGUAGAAGAGAUUACACUGUCCAAGUACAACUAAGAUUGUGCCUAGCAGAGACUAGCUGUCCUCAAGAGGAUAAUUAUCCCAAUAGUCUGUGCAUAAAAGUAAAUGGGAAGCUGUUUCCGUUGCCAGGAUAUGCACCACCUCCCAAAAAUGGAAUUGAACAGAAACGCCAGGGGCGCCCCUUAAAUAUUACAUCUCUAGUUAGGUUAUCUUCUGCUGUGCCAAACCAGAUUUCCAUUUCAUGGGCAUCUGAAAUUGGAAAGAAUUACUCCAUGUCUGUGUAUCUUGUGAGACAGCUGACAUCAGCCAUGUUGUUACAGAGAUUAAAAAUGAAAGGUAUUCGAAACCCUGAUCAUUCCAGAGCACUAAUUAAAGAGAAGCUCACUGCAGAUCCUGACAGUGAAAUUGCUACGACCAGUCUUCGGGUAUCGCUGAUGUGUCCUUUAGGAAAAAUGAGGCUGACGAUUCCAUGUCGUGCAGUGACAUGCACUCAUCUGCAAUGUUUUGAUGCUGCUCUUUACCUGCAAAUGAAUGAAAAGAAGCCUACCUGGAUUUGUCCUGUGUGUGACAAAAAAGCUGCCUAUGAAAGUCUAAUACUGGAUGGGCUCUUCAUGGAAAUUCUCAAUGAGUGUUCUGAUGUGGAUGAGAUUAAAUUCCAAGAAGAUGGUUCUUGGUGCCCUAUGAGACCGAAGAAAGAAGCACUUAAAGUUUCAAGUCCACAGUGUACAAAAAUAGAAAGUUCAAGUGUCCUCAGUAAACCCUGUUCCGUGACCAUGGCCAAUGAGACAAGCAAGAAGAAAGUAGAUGUUAUUGACCUAACAGUAGAGAGCUCUUCUGAUGAUGAUGAAGAACCUCCUGCCAAAAGGAAAUGCAUAUUUAUGGCGGAGACACAAAACAGCCCAACCAAAGGGGUUCUCAUGUACCAGCCAUCUACUGUCAGGGUGCCCAAUGUGACUUCGGAUGCUGCUAUUCCACCUUCAUUAACAGAUUACUCAGUGCCAUUCCACCACACUCCAAUAUCAAGUAUUUCCUCAGAUUUGCCAGGUUUGGAUUUUCUUUCCCUAAUUCCAGUUGAUCCACAGCAGUACUGUCCUCCUAUGUUUUUGGAUAGUCUGUCCUCAACCCUGUCAACAAGCAGCACAGCUGGAAACAUCAUCACAUCCACAAGCCCCCAGGAAAGCAACACUCAUGUGACUUCAUCAGGCAGGAGUGAAACUGGGGUGAUAACCAGCAGUGGGAACAACAUUCCAGACAUAAUCUCCUUGGACUAAAAUGGACUCAUUGGACUACAGGAAUAAUUAGCCAGUGCUGCCCUUUCUUGCAUCUCUGGUCCAUGGCAUUUAUUUUAUUGCCAGUUAGUUUGAUAUUUAUUGAAAAGACAAAUGGAUUCUGUUACCUUCUGAAAAUGGAAGAAAAGAGAUUACGUGCAGCAAGAAGUACAUUUAGCUUUGAAGGAUUUUUUUUUUCUUUUUCAUAAAAUACUCUGAGUAUCAAAUAUAUUCAGCCACGUCACCAUCUUUUAAAAAAUAAUUUGUUUCUUAUGUUGCUGGAUGGAUUCUACAAACUGGUUAAAAGUAAGUUUUUGGUUGUAAUACACAGCAAUAAAAUUAUGUAAAUAGUCAAACUUUUUUUUUCUAAUAAAAGGCAAUUAACUAAUAGAAAAAAGUAUGCUCACACAUUCUGUGUGAGAGUCUGCUUUGCUGAAUGAGUACUUUUCACAGAUCUAUCAAACUAUGACAAUAAGGAAUUCUUCUGAAAUGAUCCUGGCUUACUUUAUGUCUAUGCUGUUAUGACUCUUCUUUUUCUGUUGCCCGUCAAAGGGAAAUGACUCAUUUCCCCCCAGAUUGUCAUUUACACUGUAAUAUUGCUGAUAAGAAUGCAAAAUGAAAUUCUGGUAUUUGGAUGUUUUUUAUUAUAUAGAAAGCUCACUAUGCAAAUUCUGCCCCAGGCAUAAUAUGUUUAAUGUUGGUGGAUGUACAUUCCUGGUACCUCAUGCCACAUAUUGGGAGUUUUACUUGUUUUUUCAAAAAGGAAAUACUAGCUAUUGACUGAAAACAGUCCAGCCACAACUUUGUGGGAUGGGGUGGAGGACUUGGGUAAUAUUGAUUGAAUGGUAAACUAAGAAGUUUUCCCUUUGUGACAAGUUUGAAGAGUAGCAGGGAUAUUGGGGAGGAGUUGAGAAUAAGAAAUCUUAAUUUGUUUGCAAAAGCUUUAUUUUUCUCUUUCAUUUUAUGGUAUAGGAUACAAACACCCUGAUCACAUUGUAGUGCUCAAGAAGGUUAAACUAGCACUGAAACCUUUGAGAGCCUCCGGCCACAUUUUUUUUUUCUGGCCCAAAGAAGCCAGUUUCCUGUAGGAUUUGUUUUCUUUGUCUAGUUUAAAAUAAUUCAGAAAACUUGGUUUUUCUACUUGCUAAAUUUGGUACCCAUAACCUUUAAUUAACUUUCUUUGGAAACAACAUUGUGUUCUUUUCUUAAUUUAAUUAACUUGAACAAUUUGUUGGUUCUCAAGGAUUUCAGUUACUUCAAUACUACUCUUUAGUUUGUGUAUUAUUCUUUUCCAAGAUGCAGUCGUUUCACAUAGCUUUGAAUCUAAAUCUCUUCACUGACUGCCAUGCAAUUGACUAAUCUUUUUGUAAAACUGAGGUGCCUUGCUGAGUACUUGUGGACUCUUGGCAUGUUUUAACCAAUGUCAGAGGGAGAAGGGAGAGCUACUUCCCAGUCUGUAAAAUAGUCAGCUGUAUAUGAAUGACUAUGGGUCGUAAGGUCGUAGAUCCAUAGCUAACAGGGGCCAUCUAGUUCAACUUCCUCCUAGGUUUAUGGAUGUGGAAACUGAGUCCCAGGGAGAUUCUAAGUGACUAAUCCAAGGUUCCAGAAAAUUGCUACUGUCCCUGAUUGGUUUUUGCACCUUACCAAGUAUUCUUUGCUUGUGGGUUUUGCUUAAUUUCUCUUGUGGACUAUAUUGAGUUUGUACAGACUUAAAUUUCAGAUAGCUUAUUAGAUUUCUUCAGGCCUUCAACUAGGUGGAAAACACCAUAUGACCUCUUGGGGAUGGUUAUUGAAGAUGGAAAUAAAAUGAAGCAGACACCAAUUGUUAUUCACAACUUCUUUUUCAUUACUAUUUAUCGUGCUCCUUUAGCAGGUUUCCCAUUCAUGUGACAGUCCUGUUUCAAAACAAACUAAUAUUGCUUUUCCAAGAAGCCUUUUUGUGGCACCAUGCCAGAUGCUUCAGUUACUACAGCUGCAUUGUCUGUCUGCUAACUUUGUAAUCAGAUAGUAGUAGUAUCACAGUUUGUCUGACAUAAUUUGUUUAA
Messenger RNA from Vombatus ursinus (common wombat), 3970 nucleotides. It is a transcript of the gene PIAS2, whose product is annotated as protein inhibitor of activated STAT 2. The record is from RefSeq and is a predicted model, not a curated record. NCBI's taxonomy places the organism in Eukaryota, Metazoa, Chordata, Mammalia, Diprotodontia, Vombatidae. The transcript has 14 exons. The coding region runs from base 60 to 1928 and encodes 622 amino acids. Gene Ontology annotation, molecular function: SUMO ligase activity; transcription coregulator activity; zinc ion binding. Gene Ontology annotation, biological process: protein sumoylation; regulation of transcription by RNA polymerase II.